AUGUCCAAUAGUCAAUGUUCCGCUGAAUUCACUCAGGCAGCAAUUGCUCUUAAGACGUCAUUGACGGUGCCCGUUUCGGACAGACGGAAAUUAUGUGUUCGAUUGCCUGGGAUUCCACGGCACACGCUUGCGAAUCGGAAAAUAUUCAUUUAUGCAGAAAAUAAUUGCAGCUUAUCAUCCGUGUCCGGUUCCGAGUCCAUUUAGAGUAGACCAGAGUUGGGAUGUGAUGAUAAAUCGCUUCGUUGCAAUGCAUCCAGCAGGCCAUUGUCGGAACGAUUUGACGGCUAAAGAUCUAUCAUUGCUGGUGGCUGAACGUACGGAUUUCACAACAAAACCAUACAAAAGAUGA
Molecule: messenger RNA, 349 nt
Organism: Cinara cedri
Lineage: Eukaryota; Metazoa; Arthropoda; Insecta; Hemiptera; Aphididae
Source: the annotation of a GenBank genome assembly